This is a messenger RNA of Pteronotus mesoamericanus, 1758 nucleotides long. RefSeq names its product vitamin D3 hydroxylase-associated protein-like. NCBI's taxonomy places the organism in Eukaryota, Metazoa, Chordata, Mammalia, Chiroptera, Mormoopidae. The transcript is spliced from 15 exons. The record is from RefSeq and is a predicted model, not a curated record. Gene Ontology annotation, molecular function: fatty acid amide hydrolase activity; amidase activity. Gene Ontology annotation, biological process: fatty acid catabolic process. Bases 1 to 1758 code for a protein of 585 amino acids.
AUGCCUGGGAUGGCUUUGCUGUCUUACCCGCUGCUGGGGCUACUCCUGCUGACCCUGCUGGGGGCUGCCCUGUUGGGGGCUGCCCUGCUUCUCCGACAGCGUGCUCCAGCACGGAGAAAGAUCCCCAGGGCACAGAAGCGUAGGGAGACAGCGCUGCAGCAGAUGGCAGCCCUGGCACAGCGUCUCCGGCAGCAGGAGCCAGACCUGGACCCCAAGCCCAUCCUGGAGCUGCCCCUUAUGGAGCUGGCCCAGAAAUUGCAGGCAGAAGAACUGAGUCUGGACAGUGUCCUCUGUAGCUACUUAGAGGAGGCGCUGAAGGUGCACCAGGAGGUGAACUGCCUGACGGAUUUCUUGGGGGAAUGUGAGGAGCAACUGCAGACAUUGAAGAAGCUCAAGAAGAGUGAGAGAGGCCUUCUAUAUGGGGUCCCCAUCAGCCUCAAGGACCCCUUUGACUGCAAGGGCCAUGAUUCUACAUGUGGGUUGGCUCAGUACCUGGAGAAGCCAGCGGCUGAAGACGGGGUCAUUGUGAAAGUUCUGAAGGCCCAGGGAGCUAUUCCAUUUGUUAAGACCAACAUCCCCCAGACACUGCUCAGCUUUGAUUGCAGCAACCCCAUCUAUGGACAGACUCUGAACCCUUUGAACCUUAAGAAGACUCCUGGAGGGUCCACGGGGGGUGAAGGAGCUCUGUUGACGGCAGGGGGUUCCAUCCUCGGCAUGGGUACUGACACAGGUGGCAGCAUCCGCAUACCAUCCAGCUUUUGUGGUGUUUGUGGCCUGCGGACCACGGGAUACCGCAUCAGCUACACUGGAGUUGCCUCCGCUGUGAAGGGCAAGAAAUCAGUGAUCACCGUGGCUGGCCCCUUGGCCCGGGAUGUGGACAGCCUGGUGCUGUGCAUGCGAGCCCUGCUGAGCAAAAACAUGCACCAGCUGGACCCCACUGUACCUCCCAUGCCCUUCAGGGAAGAGGUAUACUCCAGUAACCGGCCCCUUAGGAUUGGCUACUAUGAAUCAGAUGGCUACACUGAACCAUCUCCUAGCAUGCUCAGGGCUGUGAGGCUCACCUCCAGGCUGCUCCAUGAUGCAGGACAUGAGAUCAUCCCCUUCUCCAUCCCCCGGGUAGAGUAUGCCUUACUACAUCUGUACAAUGAGGGUCUGUUUGCCGAUGGAGGGGCCACCAUUCUUGAGAAGCUUGAGGGGGACAUUGUGGACCCCACCAUGAAGACGUUAGUCAGCUUCUUCCGCCUGCCGGACCUAGUGAAGUACUUCUUGAUCUGGAUCCUAAAAUACAUAGAGCCCCGAACUGGCAAGAAUUUGGAAGGGAAUAUGGGAGUGGGGACACCCAAGAAACUGUGGGAGCUGCACACGGAAACAGAGGAAUAUCAGCAAGAGUUCAUAGCCAAAUGGAGGUCCUUGAACCUGGAUGUGCUGCUGGCACCGUCUCUGGACCCUGCCUUCUAUAUAGGCUAUCCUUCCAAAUCAGCAGAGAGCGUCUCUUACACCGGACUGUACAACCUGUUAAACUUCCCUGUUGGCGUGGUGCCUGUUACGACCGUGACACUACAGGACCAAGAAGAACUGGCCUUCUACAAGGGGUACUACGGAGACAAAAGUGACAGAAAUUUCGUGGAGGCGAUAAAAGGAUCCGUGGGGCUUCCAGUGGCUGUGCAGUGCAUUGCUUUGCCAUGGGAAGAGGAGCUGUGUCUUCGGUUCAUGAAGGAGGUGGAGACCCUGGCCAAAAACCAGAGUGAACCCAAAUGA